AUGUCUGAAAAAAUGCAAGAAGAAAACGUAACACAACAACAAUCGACUCCGAAGGAGAAUACUACAACCACUACAUCGACUUCGAGUGCAAAGAGGAUAAUAAAGAAGAGUUCGAAUAAGAAGAAGAGAAAGAACGUUUGCUAUAUGGAUAACUGUUCAAAUGCAGCUUUAAAAUUCAUUGGUGAUUGUAACUUCUGUCAUGGUCAUUAUUGUUCAAAACAUAGAAUCAUGGAAAAUCAUAAAUGUACAGGACUAGAUAGUUGUAAAGAACAAAUGCAUAAGAGAAAUGCUGAUAAAUUAGAUAGAGAACAAACUAUAAUACCAAAGAUUCAAAUAUAA
This is a messenger RNA of Maudiozyma barnettii, 339 nucleotides long. It is a transcript of the gene TMC1, whose product is annotated as Tmc1p. Bases 1 to 339 code for a protein of 112 amino acids. The transcript has a single exon. The record is from RefSeq and is a predicted model, not a curated record. NCBI's taxonomy places the organism in Eukaryota, Fungi, Ascomycota, Saccharomycetes, Saccharomycetales, Saccharomycetaceae. Gene Ontology annotation, molecular function: zinc ion binding.